GGACUCUGAUCUUGCAGGUUGUCUGCAGCCUUCAAGCAGCCUUUGCUGACUUGAAGACUGAUUUCCAGCAGUUAGACUGAGCAGUGAGCAGCGAAUUCUCAAAGUGGGGAUUACCUGUUCAAGGGAAUUACCUGUCCAGCCUCCUCACAAGUCUGAGGAGCAUCUGAAGGAGUUGAGAUAUUUUAGCCAGGCGAGCCAAGACAUUCUCCAGAAUGGCCUCUAGAUUCCAGGGCAGAGGGGCAGAACCUCGUACUCGAAUGCUGCUCAGAGAGAGAGAGAAGCCUCUGACUCUGACCCCCUCCACCUUCCAGGAGGAGAUGUCUCUCACCACCAAGCAGAGGCUGGCCAGAGCUAAGAUGCUGCCUCCGAUUGUCCAGCCUCUAGCCUGCCAUGACAAGGUCUCAGCAGCUGAGCCAAAGCAGAGCCCACUUCAGCCUUGCCCAGCAGAGGUGGUGUUUCAGAAGUACAGCCCUGGUGAGGUCUGUGAAGUGCCAGUGGUUCUGAGGAACAUGGACAAGGUUUCUCAUCUGGUGAAGGUCACCUUGGAGAGCUCCCCUUAUUUCCAGCUGGUGGGCCCCAAUGACGUGUACCGCAAGGUGCCCCCGGGCCUCUCCAAGGCUGUGCGCAUCCUCUUCACCCCUGGGCAGAACAAGGAUUACUUCCACCGGCUCGUCUGUGUCACUGAAAGGGAAGAGCUCAUUGUGCCCAUUCGGGCCAUUGGUGCCCGAGCCAUCCUGCAGUUCCCUGACCAGCUGGACUUCUCCCAGUGUGCAGUCAAGUACAUCACCCAGAAAACUGUGCUGCUCAGCAAUGCUGGCAACCGGGAAGCUCAUUUCCAGCUGAGCACCCAGAGCCCUUUCUCUGUCAUUCCGGCCACGGGAACUCUGGGCAUCGGUGACAGCAUGCAGGUGACAGUGGGAUUUCUGCCAAUGUGGACUGGUGACUAUUCCACGACCCUUGUCAUGCACUACGACACAGGUGAAGACACCCACACAAGCCUUCAUGGAAGAGCUGUGGAUGUGGACAUCGGGCUGGACAGGAAUACCGUGGUGGCUGAGAAGACGUACAUCACACUGUCCAACCGCACAACCGUGCUCAUCCACAACCAGAGUGAUAUCACAGCGUGCUUCCAGUGGAAGGCUGUCAGCACUCAGGAACAGGAGAAUCACCUGAAGCUGAGGCAGUAUCUCGGGCUGUGUCGGCAGGAAAAGGACAAGUUGUCUCAUUUUCUGAUGGAGUGUGGAAUGGACGCCACUGGCCAAGAACGCUUUGCUCUUGUCGCCCGCAGCCUCCAGAGUGAGAGGGCAAAGCUGGGAGAAGAUCCCAUGCUGCUCUCUGAUGGGGUUUUCUCCCUUUGGCCGAAGGAGGGCGAGAUCAGGCCCAAAUGUUGGGCUAGAAUCAGCGUGUUGUUCAAGCCCCAGGCAGCCCGGCUCUACCAGCAGACAGUUUACUGUGACAUCACAGGCCGUGAGAACAGGCUGCCCCUGCACCUCACAGGGGAAGGCCUCGGGCCCCGGCUGCGCUUCAGAUUUGAGGAACUGAACAUCGGGAACGUUUGUGUCAGAGCAACCCCCAAAUAUGAGGCAACCCUGCUCAACAAGGGGCCUAUUGAGGCUCCCUUCAGCCUUGUCCCUCCAGCCUCAGACAUGGGCUCCUGCUUCACCUUCCUGCCUCAGGAGGGCAUCCUGGCACCGAACAGGCUCCAGGCCAUUCGCAUCUCCUUCUGUCCCACCGUCCUGGGGGAGUUCCAGGAACAAUUCUGCUUCCAUGUGACUGGAUCCCCUAACCCUGUCACCUUGACUAUCAGGGGCUGUGUCGUGGGACCCACUUUGCUUUUCGAUGUGCCCGCCCUGCACUUCGGCGACGUCUCCUUUGGUUUUCCUCACACCUUGGAGUGUCGCCUGUGCAAUGCCUCCCUGGCACACAUGCCCGUCGAGCUCUACAUUAUUGGGGAUGGUUUGGGAGAGCGCAGCGUUGACAGCUUUGCUCAGAUGGGCAGGCACAGUAACCAUCUCUGGAGGAAGGGAGCUGGAGGUUCUGUGGGGCCAAGAGAAUUUGCCAUAAGUCCCUGCAGAACGACCGUCCGUGCCCUGGGAUCCCAGCUUAUCACGGUCACCCUGUGCUCCAACACGGCCAGAGAGUACAAGCUGGAGCUGGUGGUGGACGUGAUUGGUGUUGGCCUCAAGUGGUUGACACUGCCCCUCACAGCCAGAUGCAUGCUGCCUGCCCUGCGAGUGCUCGACCCUGUCGUGUGGUUCGACCACUGCUGCCUGAAGUUCCCCUACGAGGAGAAGGUGACGCUCGUGAACGACAGCGACUGUCGCGGCUGCUACCGUCUGCUCUCUCAGGAGCACAAGGAGAAGGCCACUGCAUGGUACUGCAGCUCUGCGCCGUCUGGGAUUAUCGAGGCUCGCGGCUCGGUGCAGAUCCCGAUCACGCUGGAGGCUCAGCAGCUGGGAAAGUGCAGCGCCACUGCUGAGGUGGCCGUGUUUGGGAGAGAAGGAUCCCCGCUGGAACUCCAUUUACGGUGCAUUGCCCAUGGACCAGUUGUCCACAUCCACCCGAGGGAGAUCAACUUUGGCACUAUCCCAGUCUUGAAAGACAAGUCCAGAAUUAUCCACCUGGAGAAUCACAGUGUCAUUCCUGCACCCUUCUGGGUAAAGAUGGCCAGGAAACGCUCAUGCUGGAGGAUUGAGCCCAGUGAAGGAGUGCUCCACCCUAAGUGUGAGGUGUUGGUGACUGUGACAGCAAGCCUGGAUGACAGUAAGGAAUUCAAGGACCAGGUGAAGGUGCUCAUUGAGAACAGCCAUACGACCAUCAUCCCUGUCCAGGCUGUGGGCAUUGGCACCACAAUUGUCACCGACAAAAAUCUGCGUUCGGAGCUCGACUUGAAGUCCCACUUCAGCUGCAGUCCCUGCUGUUACCAGUUCACGGUGACCAACAGAGGCCGCCGCGCCCAGCGGCUGUACUGGGGCACAGAAAGUGUCAGCACGGCUGGGCAGAGCACUCGGCGCCCCGGCCCCCGUGGCAAAAAGAGCAAAAAGGCUUCCCGGAGCCGCAGCCGGGGCAGCCCCGUGUUCAAGGUGCGGCCGCUGCAGGUGGACCUGGGGCCGGGCCAGAGUGCGGAGAUGGUGCUGGAGGGCUGCUCCAGCACUGCCCAGGAGGUGAAGGAGAGGCUGCUGUGUUAUGCUACAGUGGGGAAAGAGAUAGAAAAGAAACAGAUCCUGCAAGUGAAUGUCACCUGCAACUUCAUUUGCCCUGCUGUGCAAAUGUCUUCCACAGCAAUCACCUUCCGUGUAGAAAAGAAACCCAGUGAUGUCCUGAAGCUGCAGUACCAGCCUCUGUCUGUGAAAAACAUCUGCUCGCUGCCGUUCAGCAUUGUGCUGCACGUGGAGCACCCGUUCCGAAUCUGCAGCAAGGACCAGCGGCCCCUCCCUGCAGAUUCCAAGCCCAUGCCGCUGGAUGUAGGAGAGGAACUUAAUCUCUGCAUCCGGUUUAACCCGGCUUAUGAGAAGGAUUUGCACAGCCGGGUGGCAGAGAGGGUGCUCAGGAUGCGCUUCGUGGAGCAUCCUCACGAGGAGCAGGUGACUGUUCGGGGAGAAGUCUACUUCCCCAACCUUGAUCUGGAGUCCGAGUUCGUGGACUUUGGCUGCAUCAUCAACGACACAGAACAAGAACUGCGCAUGGAGAUGACCAACUGCGGCCCAAUUGCUGCCAAGUACCACUGGUCACUGCUGACAGACGGCCAGGUGAACACCAUAAGAUUCAAGCCUUCCCCACCUAAGUUCAAACGCCAGUCAUCCAAGAAGGAGGGAGGGUUUCUGAGGAGAUACACCAAGGCUGAAAAUGUGGAGGAGCCAAGCAAAACCCCAAAAACAAUACAGAACUCUGCCCAGCAGCCAGCAGAUGCAGAGGACUGCCUGGAAGCAGAGGCGCUGCCAUCCCCUGCUGUGGAGCCUCAGAGGCCGGUGAGGAAGAGAGCAUGGCGCCGGUUCUCAGGGGUGGAGCGCCCCAAGCCUGGCAUGCAGGAGGUUUUUGAUGUCCGGCCCCUGUGGGGUGAGCUGCAGCCGGGAGAGAGCCACACGGUCACCUUCACCUUCUUUGGCCACGCCAACAUCGCCGCCCGUGUCACGGCGCUGUGCCGCGUGCAGGGCGGCCCCACCUACCGGGUGGUGGUGGCUGGGGAGGCUUCACCCCUGGCUACCAACUGGAUGUGGAAGAGAUGGACUGAGGGCCUCAGUGCUGAUGACGACCUCUUGAAAUCAGAUGAGGAUUCAUCUGAAACCGAAUCAUCCAAAUCUCCAGAAGACAAAGCUUGACAAGUUCAGUCCUAAAAUUCUUUCAGGAGCUGGGAAGCUCUGCAUGAGGAAGUUUUUCUACGCUAAGCCAGUGGAUGCUUUGACAUGUGACAAUAUGGAAAUUCACUUACUCUGAAGGACCCAAUGAAUGAACUGAAGAACCUACUGUGUGAUAAGAACCUUGAGGAUUGGCAUUGGCAUACUUUGUUUACCAAUAAAGCAGGGAAAGGAAUGUCUUAUGUU
Messenger RNA from Oenanthe melanoleuca, 4541 nucleotides. Its product is annotated as hydrocephalus-inducing protein homolog. The record is from RefSeq and is a predicted model, not a curated record. The coding region runs from base 213 to 4319 and encodes 1368 amino acids. Gene Ontology annotation, biological process: cilium movement; axonemal central apparatus assembly. NCBI's taxonomy places the organism in Eukaryota, Metazoa, Chordata, Aves, Passeriformes, Muscicapidae. The transcript is spliced from 27 exons. Gene Ontology annotation, cellular component: axoneme.